CUUCACUUCGUUUCUCUCCCAGUUGCCCAGUGGGACAGUUGGGUCUCAGCUCCUCAAGCGACUCCAUCAAAACCACAAGACCACCCGAACAGUCAACCAGCCAUGAGCAAGUCCUACUCCUCCUCAGCCCAGUCGGCCUCCUCAUACCGUCGCACCUUCGGCUCUGGCGUCGGGUCAUCCCCAAUGUCCUCCCUCUUCUCCUCUGUAGGAGGUGGCCGCAGCUCUGCUUCAAGCCACAUGUCCUCCCGAGUCUAUGAGGUCAAGGGUGCCGGCAUUCCCUCCUAUUCCGCCUACCGGGUGUCCUCUGGUGCUGGGGGAGCAGGGUAUGGUUCCUCUACAGCCAUGCGCGCCUAUUCUGGAGAGAAACUGGACUUCAACCUGGCCGAUGCCAUGAACCAGGACUUUCUCAACACAAGGACCAAUGAGAAGGCCGAGCUCCAGCACCUCAACGACCGAUUUGCCAGCUACAUCGAGAAGGUGCGCUUCCUGGAGCAGCAGAAUGCAGCACUGACAGCGGAGAUUGAGAAGCUGAGGGGCCGCGAGGGCCCUGGGCGCGUUGCUGAGAUGUAUGAGGAGGAAAUGAGGGAGCUGAGGAGACAAAUAGAGGCCAUCUCCAACCAGCGUGCCCGAGUGGAGGUGGAGAGAGACAACCUGGGUGAUGACCUGCAGAAACUUAAGCUCAGACUGCAGGAGGAGAUUCACCAGAAGGAAGAGGCUGAGAACAACCUUUCUGCUUUUAGAGCUGAUGUUGACAAUGCCACUCUGGCCAGGCUGGACCUGGAGAGACGCAUUGAGAGCCUGCAAGAGGAGAUUGCCUUCCUCAAGAAGAUCCAUGAAGAGGAGAUCCGUGAGCUGCAGAGUCAGAUGCAAGACACUCAGGUGCAGAUCCAGAUGGACAUGUCUAAACCUGACCUGACUGCUGCUCUGAGGGACAUCCGCAUGCAGUAUGAGGGCAUCGCCGCCAAGAACAUUUCAGAGGCUGAAGAAUGGUACAAGUCUAAGGUGACUGAUCUGAACCAGGCUGUGAAUAAGAACAAUGAUGCACUGCGUCAGGCCAAGCAGGAGAGCAUGGAGUACAGGCACCAGAUCCAGUCCUACACCUGUGAGAUCGACUCACUCAAGGGCACUAACGAGUCUCUGCUGCGCCAGAUGAGAGACAUGGAGGAUCGCAUGGGCCGUGAGGCUUCUGGUUACCAGGAAACUAUCGCACGGCUGGAGGCAGACAUUGCUAAGAUGAAGGACGAUAUGGCUCGUCACCUGAGAGAGUACCAGGACCUCCUCAAUGUGAAGAUGGCCCUUGAUAUUGAAAUCGCCACCUAUCGCAAGCUCCUGGAGGGAGAGGAGAGCAGGAUCACUACCAAUGUGCCUGUCCAGUCUGCAUAUUCCUCCAUUGGCUUCAGAGAGACCAGUCCUGAGUCCCAGCAUCAGCGCUCCUCAGAGGUUCACUCCAAGAAGACUGUUCUCAUCAAGACCAUCGAGACCCGCGAUGGCGAGGUUGUCAGCGAGUCCACACAGCACCAGCAAGACAUCAUGUAAACCAGAAGAAGCAACCUCAGAAACACUAUAUAUAAUAAGUUAACAAAAAAAUAGUAAAAAAUCUACAUUUUCCUACCACUACUAUGACGAUUUAUAAGCUGAGCCUAUUUUUAGAAACAGUUUUUUAGCAGAUUUUAAGGGAAACACAAAAUCAUAUGAAUGAAAGCAGCUAGUAUACAUCUUUAGACAAUGUACUUUAUACGUCAUAAACAGGAUAAAUGCAAUAUGGAGGCACAAAGCACUGCCUUUAGUCUGGUUUUAAAUAAAGGUCAUUCCAGGAAUUAUGUUUUAUUUGUGUUACUUUCCUUCUUUCGAAAACACCAGGACUUGUCAUAUCUCUCAAAUCUUAUCAGAAAUAAUUCAAUGGAAAGAGUUUUAAAUGAACAACAAGACUUUGUGUCACUGUAUUGGCCCAGUAUCCGGAGGGGAGUUUGCAAGGUGCAAGAUAGAUGAAUGGGCCUGAAACACCAAGGUCACAAGUAAUAUUGUAACAGUAAUUUUCACUGCACAUAUUCCAAGUCUUUCUGUGCUUAUGUAUGUGUAAGUAUAUGACUUGAUUAAGAAGGGACUGUUUGCGUAACUGAUUUACGAAAAGUGAGAUGUUGGUCUUGUUGGUUUGAGAAAUGUCAACACAAAAAAAGGAACUCAGUCAUGCCCGGAGUUUGAGCAUGUGCUGGGUGUUUGACUGUAUGGGUGACCAUGUUUUGCUGCUUCAUUUUGCCAAGAAUCUCAAAUAAAGACAUUCGUUAUCACCA
Dicentrarchus labrax (European seabass) is the source of this 2291-nucleotide messenger RNA. It is a transcript of the gene desma, whose product is annotated as desmin a. NCBI's taxonomy places the organism in Eukaryota, Metazoa, Chordata, Actinopteri, Moronidae. The record is from RefSeq and is a predicted model, not a curated record. Gene Ontology annotation, cellular component: intermediate filament; sarcolemma; cell-cell junction. Bases 103 to 1536 code for a protein of 477 amino acids. The transcript has 10 exons. Gene Ontology annotation, biological process: skeletal muscle organ development.